Fusarium falciforme is the source of this 1056-nucleotide messenger RNA. RefSeq names its product HET domain-containing protein. The coding region runs from base 1 to 1056 and encodes 351 amino acids. The transcript is spliced from 4 exons. NCBI's taxonomy places the organism in Eukaryota, Fungi, Ascomycota, Sordariomycetes, Hypocreales, Nectriaceae. The record is from RefSeq and is a predicted model, not a curated record.
AUGCUCGCCAAGAGCAUGCUGAACCCUUAUGAUCAGCCAUUUGAGAUAUCUUAUAAUACAGAAGAGGAUCCGGCUGCUCAAGACAUUGUGUCCAGACCAAUCGAAGAGCAGGCAGAACCAGAGUGUCAUGACUACCGUCGCGACCCUUCAGGAGAGGCUCGAUGGUAUCGACUUUGGAAGCCUUCCAAAGACAUUGCCCAGAUGGGCAAAGUCUACAGUCAAGCAUACAUCACACUAUCCGCGUCAAGCGCCGCGAGUGUUACAGAAGGGUUUCUUCAAAACCGCUCUAUACCCCAGCCCUUGUACCCGAUCGCUCUUCGAUACGUUAAUGAAUCUGGGGUUGAGGGGACCAUCAUUGUGACUUCAGAGCCAAUCCCUGAAGCAGACAAACUUAUCGCCUUCUCAACUAUCCCCAAGACCCUUAGCAGACCCGGCAGGUACUUGGCCGGACUGUGGGAAACAGAUUUGCCAUGCAAUCUCCUGUGGAAAGUCACUCAUCUUUGGUUCCCAUCGUCUGGAACCGUCGACAAGCGAAAAGCCAAACUCGAAACCUAUCGUGCGCCUUCAUGGUCAUGGGCCUCGGCUGAUGGAGAGGUUGAAUGUAAGCUUGGUGUUGACUCGUCAAUACCUGAACCUGCUUGCGAAGUUCCGGGUGUGCAUGUCGACUUGGCCAACGAAAAUGCGCCGUUUGGUGCCGUGGUUUCUGGAUACAUCAUCAUCAAGGGCGAUACGAGACGCGCCAUGUUCUAUCCUUUGACGAGUGAGCUGUUCUUCUACGAACCUGGGACGGAAAAGGGAGAGGAAGAACUUCAGACAGCUAGAUAUGAAGGGUUUGCCGAUUGCAAACCAGAUGAGGAUAUGGCAGCUGCCGAGAAUCCAUCGGUCAAUGUGUGUUGUCUACAUAUACGGGACUUUGGAGGUCGCGGAGAGGGCCUGCUUCUUGUCGAGGAUGUUGAGGACGAUUUGUUUCAGCGUAUUGGUCACUUCUACUGGAAUCUGGAAGACUUGGGGGAUUCAUUUGAGCAUGCGGAAAAGGCAGAAGUCAAGAUCGUAUAA